Molecule: messenger RNA, 852 nt
Organism: Gastrolobium bilobum
Lineage: Eukaryota; Viridiplantae; Streptophyta; Magnoliopsida; Fabales; Fabaceae
Product: protein PELPK1-like
Exons: 1
Coding region: 57-578 (173 amino acids)
Source: RefSeq, a predicted model, not a curated record
AAAACCAUUUGCAUAGACACUGGUUCAGAAGCUCUUGUCAUCUGCUACCUCCAAAAAUGGGUUCCAACAGUUUCUCAUCAUUCAUUUUACCACUUGUGCUUCUAACUUUUUCAUUAAUGACUAGUGACACUAAGGUUGCAGAGGCACGCAACCUGCUACGACCAGCAUUGUCAUUGCCAAAAGUACACGAAGUUUCCAAAGUUGAGUUGCCUCCACUACCUGAUCUGCCACUGCCACCACUUCCAAAGCCAGAAUUACCUCCACUGCCACUGCCACCACUGCCACUUCCAAAGCCAGAAUUACCUCCAGUGCCACUGCCACCACUGCCACUUCCAAAGCCAGAGUUACCUCCACUGCCACUGCCACCACUGACAAAGCCAGAGUUGCCUCCACUGCCAAUGCUACCACUGCCACCACUUCCAAAGCCAGAGUUGCCUCCACUGCCAAUGCUACCACUGCCACCACUGCCAAAGCCAGAGUUGCCUGCUGUUCCAAUCCCUGGAGUUCCUUCAAUUCCUGAACUUCCUAACAUACCUGAAAUUCCCAAGCCAGAGUUGCCUGCUGUGCCAAAGCCAUAAGUACCUAAAGUUCCUGAACUACUACUCAUUAAACUAGCAUUUUGGUGUAGAAACUUGUACUGUUAAAUGUCUCUAUUAUUUAUAAUUUGUUGUUGUCAUCUUAGCUGGCUUUAUUGGGGUUUCAUUUGUACUUUAUAUAUCGUUAAAUUACAUGUUAUGUUCAGUUUUUAGGCUGUUUGAGUCAAUUUUACUACAGCAUAUUAUUGGUUGUGAUCUGCAUGUAUCAAACUUUCUUAUCUUCCAGUUCAAUACAAUCUUGAAUUUCUUAAUACUG